Molecule: messenger RNA, 1482 nt
Organism: Babjeviella inositovora NRRL Y-12698
Lineage: Eukaryota; Fungi; Ascomycota; Pichiomycetes; Serinales
Exons: 1
Coding region: 1-1482 (493 amino acids)
Source: RefSeq, a predicted model, not a curated record
AUGAGCAAAGAACACCAGGAAACAGCGUCAACUGGUAUUGCAACCUCCGUUGCGAGCCAUGAAUUUCAAUUUGACGACAGCCAUUUCGUGAACCGCAACACUGCGGUUGAAGAACACUUCACGUUCCAAGGAGCUGGAGUUGCCGCGCAUACAGAAAAUGACGUGGAACCUAAGUCUGGAGCCAUGAAUCAUCCGGUCCCGGGAUUAUCGUUAUCGGAGCCCGACACCAAAACCUGGGAAGCUAUCUCCGAUGGAGAAAGUGAGCAAUCUCAGGACCGAGGUCUCCCUGAAGUAUCCUCGUCGUUCUCAAUCGCCGGCGAUAAUGCUUCUCCAGACCCAUCAGCAGUUCCUGAGACUGAGGUAUCUGUUAACUUGACUAUUCCGAGUACAACGACAAAUCCGAUUACGCCAACCGUUCAACCCUCUAGUGCCUUCCCAUCGUCUGCAAAUCGCGUUUCUCGCAUCGAAGAGUUGCAAAAGCGCGUUGACUCCUUGACAGUGCCUGGCAACGCUUCCCCGUAUGCAGGUGAUGCUUACGGGUUCGAAGACCCAGCGGCUUCUGGUCACAGCUUUUCUGACGGUACGUCAUUGUUAGACUCUCCAAGUCUGCCGAUCUUUCCUAAAUCCUCCAGAAUCAUCUCCAUUGAUGGCCCUAUGACGCCUACCCCGCAGGACCAUUCACAGUUCGGACCAGUGACAGAAAGGAAGGCCGCCCCGGCGAACACAUUCGAGCACGUGAGGCAGAUCUACGAGCUGAAUGUGAGUGCUGAGAGUAUUCUCACAGGCAAAGAGACGGGAAAGACGGGCCACGCCUCUGACAGACCGCCUUCCAGUAGACACGCGUCACAGAGUUCCAACUCCACUCUCAACGAUUUGGAUGACAAUGACGAAUAUCCGUUGUUCGAAACCUUCAGGCCUUUAAAUCCACCAAAACACAGGGCCGUAGCUCCGGCAGUAGAACCAGUGGAAAAGAAAGGCCAGGGGCGCAACGCCACUCCAAUAUCUACCGGUUUUGUCCCAAGUAGAAUCACCGCUUUUGACAAGCCGCUGGAGCAGCCCGUUGCCACGACUGCUGCGGAGCCUCAACUGCUCUGCCCGGCUUCAAGCACAACACGCCAGUUCCAGGUGGUGCGGAAGAUUUCUCAGGAAGAAGUCAGGGCUGCGGACCCUCAAAUGGAAGCCCUGCUCCAGAAUUUGAUCCAGCAGAAGGAUGAUCUCUCACUAAAGAUUCAGAAGAUCCAACGUGAGAUCCAGUUCUUGGACGAAUUGUUGCCACCAAUUGCCCUUGGGGCCGAAGAAAACACUCAGCGGAAGAAGAUUUUGCGGGCCAAGGAGAAAUUGGAGGGGUUGUUGGAUAAAGUCGAAAAGGACAAGUUGCGGACGGGCAUGAUGAUCAGUAGGGCCUGGCGCAAGCAGAAGAAUGAUGCCACCGGGAACCCCUCUGAGUACUGGAUCAGAAAUCAUGAUAGAGUAGUGAGCUAG